This is a messenger RNA of Lynx canadensis (Canada lynx), 861 nucleotides long. Its product is annotated as putative olfactory receptor 2B8. Gene Ontology annotation, biological process: G protein-coupled receptor signaling pathway. The record is from RefSeq and is a predicted model, not a curated record. Gene Ontology annotation, cellular component: membrane. The transcript has 2 exons. Gene Ontology annotation, molecular function: olfactory receptor activity; G protein-coupled receptor activity. NCBI's taxonomy places the organism in Eukaryota, Metazoa, Chordata, Mammalia, Carnivora, Felidae. The coding region runs from base 1 to 861 and encodes 286 amino acids.
AUGGUUAUUCCUAAUGUCAGCUCCUUUGAUGGAUUUUUCCUGUUGGGCUUCUCUGAGCAACCUCUGUUAAAGAUGACCCUUUUUGUUAUCAUCCUGUUUUUCUACUUGUUGACUCUGCUUGGCAAUAUUGCCAUUAUUAUAUUGGCUCAUCUGGAUCCCCGGCUCCACACCCCAAUGUAUUUUUUCUUCACUCACUUGUCUUUAAUGGAUCUCUGCUACACCACCAGCACAGUUCCCCAGCUGCUGUUUAACCUGCAGGGUCCAGAAAAGACAAUAACCUAUGGAGGCUGUGUUGGUCAGCUGUAUGUGUCCUUGGCAAUGGGUUCCACAGAAUGCAUUCUCCUUGCAGUCAUGGCUGUUGACUGCUAUGUGACAGUAUGCUGGCCUUUGCACUACACCGUUCUCAUGCAUCCAUGCAUCAGUUGGCGAAUGGUGGCCAUAACCUGGCUGACCGGCUUUGUUAGCUCACUGGUGCAGACUGUGCUCAUCACACAGGUUCCUCUUUGUGGAAGGAAUGUUAUAGACCAUAUCUUCUGUGAAGUACCAGUUCUCCUCAAACUUGCUUGUGUGGAUACCACAUUUAAUCAGAUGGAACUCUUCCUGGCUAUGUGGAAGAUCCAGUCGCAUGAAGGCCGCCAAAAGGCCCUUGGGACUUGCUCUUCACAUCUGGUGGUGGUGUUUCUCUUGUAUGGCACUGCUAUGGCCACUUAUCUGCAGCCCACUGCAGCCACCUCCCAGGACCAGGACAAGUUCAUGGCCUUGCUCUAUGGAAUUGUCACUCCAACUCUAAAUCCUUUCAUCUACACAUUACAUAAUAAAGACAUCAAAGGGGCACUGAGGAAGAUGAUAGGGAAAGAUUAA